CCUGACCACCAUCAAGACCAGCGCCGAGCUGCGCAAGAUUGGGGUCAACGUGUUUGGCAUGGCCUCACGCAAGGAAUCGAUCAUCCUGCAGCUCAAGGGCCUGGCCAGCCAGCUGGGCGGGCAGCGGCUGGGCGCGGCGCAGGUGGCGGCGGCGCUGCUGGGGCAGCGGUGCUGGGUCAAGUGGCCCUACCUGCAGGAGGCGGUGGUGGAGGCGGUCAGCGACUCGGGCGCCAAGGUGGCGCGCGGGGCUGGCGGGCAGCAGGAGGCGCGGGCGCACGGCGCCGCCGAGGCGUCUGAGUGGCAGCAGGAGCGGCAGCGCAUACAGCAGGAGUAUCUGAACAAGCAGGGCGUGGACUGCGGCGAGGUCACCCUGCUGGUGCAUGUGCGCCCCUGCGAGGGCCUGGUGCGGCAG
This is a messenger RNA of Chlorella variabilis, 412 nucleotides long. RefSeq lists its product as hypothetical. The transcript is spliced from 4 exons. The record is from RefSeq and is a predicted model, not a curated record. The annotation marks the transcript as partial. NCBI's taxonomy places the organism in Eukaryota, Viridiplantae, Chlorophyta, Trebouxiophyceae, Chlorellales, Chlorellaceae.